AUGUCAAAAGCGUUCACAUUUUCGGAGUUGCUGCAGCCAGGUGAGGCGGUUACGAGCAGCUCAACCUUUGCGUAUGUAAAAAGCGUUGUUGCAAGAUCGGAUGAUUCUUCAUCCCAGAUGUUAGUGGCAAGCUCGUAUUCAGCAGUGUCCAAUAUUGAGUUGAUGAUUUUGCAUGCCAGUGCACUGAGUGAACUGUGA
Messenger RNA from Peronospora matthiolae, 198 nucleotides. NCBI's taxonomy places the organism in Eukaryota, Oomycota, Peronosporomycetes, Peronosporales, Peronosporaceae. The record is from the annotation of a GenBank genome assembly.